Messenger RNA from Durusdinium trenchii, 1806 nucleotides. The record is from the annotation of a GenBank genome assembly. Lineage: Eukaryota; Dinophyceae; Suessiales; Symbiodiniaceae.
AUGGGAGACGGAAUCACCAGAUCCAAAGAUGGGGUGCCACAAUGGGACGGCGACUCACGGUCGUUCCAGGAGUAUGAGGAGAUGUCAUUACAGUGGGAACAGGGCAUUCCUACACACAAGCGAUACCUAUGUGGACCUCGCUUGAUGCAGGACAAAGGGCUGCAUCCUCAAGGACAAGAUGAUGACUUUCACGACGCCUCCGAGGGUGGUUUUGAUCCAUGGAAACUCUGGUCAGAGUCAUGGUACACGGCCACACCAUACCAGGAAGAUGAGCAAUGGACACAAUCCACCACAGAGCUGCUUCCAGAUUAUCUCCAAGGCUGGUAUCUCCUGCAUGAUGCAGGACUUGACAGCCAUGAAAAGAAUAUGAUCCAGACGGCAGUGGGCAAUACUUUUAGCACUACGCGCAUUUCUCAAGAACUCCGAGCACAGUGGCCGAAAGACGAAUUGAUGAAGCGAGAUCAAGCCCACAAGCACUCCAGCUUCUGGAACCAAGAUGACAUCUCUGAGGGUGAAUCUUCAAUGCAAGAGCCGCAAACCACAGCCGAAGAGACGGGCAUGGCGGCACUCCAACAAGCUCGCCGAUCCCUGAAAGAAGCAAGGGCCAAGCAACAUCAAGUGAAGAUGAGCCGACAGUACUACAAGAUCACCACCUCCGACAAGUCUCGUCCAGCAGGUGAUUCAGCAGGAAAAGGGUGCAUGAAAUGCUUUCGACGCGGCGGUCCUCACAAGAUCGCCAACUGCCCUGACCGGGCGGAACCAUCUCGACAUGAACAAGGACAUGUAGCACAAGAAGAGGCACCCUUCGUCUGCUACGCCGAAGCAGCCACAGAAGCGGUGACCCUCUUUGCAGACGACGCCUACCUGGCAGAGACAGGGGCUACCAAGAGCCGAAAAAGUACGGAACAAGCCAUUGCUGAAGGCUAUGGCAUCGUCGACGGAGGAGCCACGAAAACGCUGGGCUCAGUCUAUGCCAUGGAAGCCUUAGUCAACGCCAACCUGCGAAAGCACCAAGAUGGAGGAGUCUUGGAGGUGGAUGUCAACAACCAGCCAGUAUUGGGACUUAGCAAUAGCAGCCGCAACAAGUGUUUGAGCACCGCCAAGAUUUGCGCAGGAGGAAAGGAAGGGCCAGACACAUGUUCAGGCACCGGGGCCAUCCGGGCCUUGGGGGAGGAACCCCCAACCAAAUGGACGAACUCGGAGCUCCGGGUCCGUCUUCAAGAACUCGAGGAGGAGAAGGGCAUCGUCAGAGCCCAUGGGAAAGUGCGCACCAGCCAUCAGUCCUGGAUGGUUCGCUUGGGAAAAGCCAACAAGAAGAAGAACGACCUCGUCGUCUUUUGCCAGAACGACCUCCAACUUCACCUGGAAUGGACCGAAACCGUUCCACAGCUGGAGAAAAAGGCAGUGGAAAAAGAUCUAUGCGAUCUCCGAACCGGACGGUCGCGAUCCAAUGGGCUUCGGGGCGCACUCCCAACUGUCCUACGCAGGUGUUCGAGGAACACCCCAGCGGCAGUCCGCACAAUGAUGGAAGGCUCACGCCACCCUCGUCUCGAGCGUUUCGCUCAUUGGCGCCAAUCCCAGAAGGAGAAGAACGAGGAACUCCUGCCAGAGAUUCAAUAUGUGAAGAAGAAGGGCAUGACCUCCACCAGCGACAAGGGCAUCAGCAAGGUCACAUCGGGCUACCCUUCGAAGCCCAAGGAGGAUGUCGAGGCACUCAAAGAGGAGCGCCCACACAAGAAGAAAGAGAAGUCCGAGGACGACUUCACCAUGGUGUCGGAGAUGGUGUCGGAGGCCACCGAAGCCUAG